AUGACGUCUAGAAUUUCAACAUCAAGAAUUGUCGGAUUGUCUUGGCAACAAAUUGUUGAAGAAAAUUCAGAAAACGAAGAACAGAAAGAUGAAAAGUUAUCUUCAUGCAAUCCCAAUCUGGAAACACGAAUUCCGUUUGGAAAUGUUUCGAACAAGCUCCCCAGCAAAAGCAGACGAGCUGUAUUUGGAAACAAAAUUAUGAAAUCCUUGAAUCAGGGAGUUAAUUCAAGCUUUGGGGCAAUGCAAGAAAGAGUCUUGAGGCGUGCAACAAGAUCUGACAGACUUAUGAUGAAAAGAAAUGAAGUAAAGAUGUAUUCCCCAUUUGAGAUUGACUCCCCAUCAAUUAGGGCGCCCCCACUGAGACCCAAAAUGGGGAUUGUUGAGAAACAACAUGCAAGAUACUUGUGGAGUAGUCCUGAGAGCAUAAAAGCUGGAAUAUAUAGCAUGACCAAUGACAUGCAAGCUCUGGCAAACCUGAGUGAUGAUUGGUCAACACCGGCAUCCAAUCAGAGAGCUAGAAGAAGUAAUGUUCGAACAACAACAAGAGGCUACAAAAGCCCAAGGAGCAAGAAGCCAUUAUUCAUUUAA
Molecule: messenger RNA, 588 nt
Organism: Helobdella robusta
Lineage: Eukaryota; Metazoa; Annelida; Clitellata; Rhynchobdellida; Glossiphoniidae
Exons: 4
Coding region: 1-588 (195 amino acids)
Source: RefSeq, a predicted model, not a curated record